This is a messenger RNA of Symbiodinium natans, 1116 nucleotides long. The record is from the annotation of a GenBank genome assembly. NCBI's taxonomy places the organism in Eukaryota, Dinophyceae, Suessiales, Symbiodiniaceae.
AUGCCAGAAGAAGCGUAUGACAGAGCGCCUGGCAAAGCGGAGGGGGUCCAGGACCAGGCAGACCCCGAGAAUCACGAGAGCCACGAUGGUCGCGAUGAUGGUCAUGAGGACGAGGAAGAGAUGGAAGAGGAGGAGUCGGUCGAGCCAGAGCACGCCGAUGGCCCAGACCAUACCGAUGGCCCAGAAGGGGAUCGUUGGGAUGAUGGUCCGGCCUUGAGAGCUGCACUUCGUGCCUUGGCUCGGCAGCUGAAAAUUCUCCAUGCCUCCAGUGACGUGUCCCUAAAAGCCGGCGGAGCUCUCUUUAAGUGCCGACGAGAUGUUGUGGCAACCUGGAGCUCCCCUUUCAAGGCACUCAUGCAGUCUCACGCCAUGACAGGGCAGGAAGAAGGGGCAAUCCACCCAGUGGUCGAGGUCGAUGAUGUCGCGCCGGAGAUCUUGGAGACUGCCAUCCGUUUCAUGCUUGAAGGCUGCAUAACCUUUCAGGUUCGGCCACUGGACGAAACCCAUGAGCUCUUACAUUUCGCAGAUGCCUGGGACUUGGAUGACCUGAAAGCGACCUAUGGCGAGAUGAUGAUGUCAAGAGCACGCAUUUCCACCAAGAAUGCGGCACCGUACUUGAAGCUGGGGCUUAGAUUUUCUGUUGCCAACAUUGCCCGGGCAGCAGCCGACACGCUGGCUCAGUCCGUCGAUGUGAAAGGACGAGGAGGACAGGUACUCCCAGCAGAACUGAUGGAGCUUGAUGCAGCGUGCAUGCAGGCCAUUCUGGCCAGCGAAGCGUUGCAUGUGGAAGACGAGGCUGAUGCUUUGGAACUGAUAAAGCGCUGGGCCGGUGUUGACACGCAACGAGCCCACGAUGUGCCUGAACUUCUUACACAGGUUCGGCUGUCACUCUGCGGCUUUCAGACCCUCAUUGACCUCGUGUCCAACUUAUCCAAGGAACCUUGGCAAGAAGUUGACGCGAAGCGCUUGAAUGCCAAAGUGCGGAGGGUCGUAGACGAGAAGCUUCAGGCCAUCACCUCAGACAGACUUCGCCAAUUCACGAAGCUGCCAGACUCGGAGAACGAGCACAAAUUGGCAACAACGCUGCAGGCAAGCAAGACCCUUUACGAAGUGUAG